AUGAAGCUCUCCUCGACCCUUGUUGCUGCUUUUCUGAGCGGCACUGCUGUCGCUCAAGCGCCCUUGUAUGGGCAAUGCGGAGGCUCUGGCUGGACUGGAGCGACUUCGUGCGUGUCUGGUGCCUCAUGCGUCGCGUCCAACGAAUGGUACAGUCAAUGUCUACCGUCUGGCUCUGGCGCGUCAUCAACAACCUUGACGUCCUCGACAAGGACAACGACUUCGAAGACAUCUUCGACCAAGUCGUCGUCGACCAAGACAACAACAAGCAAGGCCUCUACGACUUCUGGGUCUAGCGGUGGUACCCCACCGGCAGGCGUCACCACGGUAUUCCCUGCGGCUGCCGGGGAGUCUGCAGCAGCCUCGCCAAUUCUUGUUCCCGCUGGCGCUUCCUAUGAUGGUGGCAUGAAGCGAUUCUCUCGCAACCCCGACACCUGCCAAGAACAGACGGAGACCGACGAGGCUGCUGCCAUGUUUAUCCUCGAAGACGGAGCCAAGAUCUCAAAUGCCAUCUUGAGCAAAGCCCAAGCCGAAGGGAUCCAUUGUCGCGGAGCGUGCACAAUCCAGAACGUCUGGUGGGAAGAUGUGUGCGAGGACGCCGCCACCUUCAAGCAGGCAGCCGGCUCGACAUCGUACGUUAUCGGCGGUGGCGCACGGGGUGCCUCAGACAAGAUCUUCCAGUUCAAUGGGCGAGGCACAGUCUCCAUCAAGAACUUCUAUGCCGAGGACUAUGGAAAAGUCGUUCGCAGUUGCGGUGAUUGCACGGCGAACGGAGGACCCCGCAAUGUCAUCCUCGACAACGUUGUUGCCAAAGAUGGCGGCGUCCUCUGCGGCAUCAACUCCAACUAUGGCGAUACUUGCCGCAUCUCCAACAGUUGUCAGGACUCGGGCAAGAGCUGCGACCGAUACAAGGGUGUUGUGAAGGGUGAAGGCAGCACCUCGAAGAUCGGUAGCGGUCCUGACGAUGUCUCCUGCUUCGUGUCCGGCUUCAGCGAGACUUGCUAA
Diaporthe batatas is the source of this 1002-nucleotide messenger RNA. RefSeq lists its product as uncharacterized. The transcript has 4 exons. The record is from RefSeq and is a predicted model, not a curated record. Gene Ontology annotation, molecular function: cellulose binding; pectate lyase activity. The coding region runs from base 1 to 1002 and encodes 333 amino acids. Lineage: Eukaryota; Fungi; Ascomycota; Sordariomycetes; Diaporthales; Diaporthaceae. Gene Ontology annotation, biological process: pectin catabolic process. Gene Ontology annotation, cellular component: extracellular region.